AGUGGCCUAAUGGAUAAGGCACUGGCCUCCUAAGCCAGGGAUUGUGGGUUCGAGUCCCAUCUGGGGUGAAAUUGUUUUGAUUCUCUGGUUUUAUACCCACAAAUAAUGUUAUUUUUACACUUCAUUUUACAUAUAUAUUCAUUUUGGAACGCAAGAUGAAAAAUGGAUGGAGCUAACAUCAUCGGCAGCCACCGUAAAGACAUCGCGAGGCAUUCCAAUCAUAUUUAUCUGCCGAGGAGAAUCACAGGGAAACCCCAGCUGACAUGGACACACGGAGCCUCACACUGUGCGCGCUGCUCUGCACUCUGGCUGUAUUAUUAGUGCAAACUCACCGCCUCAAAGAGGCCACCGUGUACUGGGACGCUGCCCAGAAGAGUGUCAUCCUGAAGGAGGAGGUGAUGGAGACCGACGGUGGAGCCUACGGCUACUUCAACGACACUCUGCUCCUCUCUGGAUGGGGCGUCCUGGAAAUACACGCAGGUUAUGGAGGAAGCCCUCAGGAAGAAGAGACCACAUACUUCCUGGCCGGGUACGUUGAAGGUUACCUCACUGCUGGGCAAAUGUUUACCCAUUACUCCAACAUGUACCCUCAGCUGAUAAAGGACGAGAACGUUUUGAAUCCCCUGACAAAGUUUCUGAGCUCUCAGGACCAGUGGGCGAGGGAGCAGGUGAAGCUCAGGAGAAACCAUGACCCCCUGUGGAAGCACCUGGGACUGAUCCUGGCCCAGCUGGACGGACUCCACGCUGGAGCCGCACAGUGGGCAAAGAACACACACACAGAGCCUCUGUCAGCGUUUGCGAUCCAGUUUCUGAACGGCGUUGGUGACCUCCUGGACCUGGUCCCAGCUCUGACACCUCGUGCCAGUUCCUCCACAGGCACAGGCGCUUUCAGGAUGCCAGGAAUGGGCCACUGCACUGCUCUCAUAAAGGUGCUACCAGGCUUUGAGAACCUGCUUUUGGGCCACUCCAGCUGGUACACAUAUGCAGCCACCAUGCGCAUCUACAAACACUGGGACUUCAAGGUGUCGGACUCACCACACACUGCCACUGCAAAGAUGUCGUUCAGCAGCUACCCCGGCUUCCUCAUGUCUCUGGAUGACUUCUACCUGCUCGGGAGCAGCCUGCUGAUGACUCAGACCUCCAUCGGCAUCUUCAACGCCUCCCUGUUCUCCCAGCUCAGUCCUCGCAGCCUGCUGGCGUGGCAGAGAGUGCGCCUGGCCAACAGCAUGGCACACAGCGGGGAGGAGUGGGCGCACGUUUUCUCCAAAUACAACUCAGGUACAUAUAACAGCCAGUACAUGGUGGUGGACCUGAGCAGAGUCUCUCUGGGUCACAGCAUCAGGGACGGAGCUCUAACCGUGGUCGAGCAGAUUCCUGGGAAAGUGAUGCACUCUGAUCAGACUCAGGCUUUACGCAGAGGUUACUGGCCAUCCUACAACAUACCCUUCCAUGUCGAAAUCUACUCCCUGAGCGGGUUUGGUGUGAUGUGGAAGAGAUAUGGAGUAGACUUCUCCUACGACCUCUGUCCCCGAGCCAAAAUCCUCCGCAGGGACCAGGCCAAGGUGUCUGACCUCAACUCCCUCAAGCACAUCAUGAGAUACAACAACUACAAGAGAGACCCCUACUCCAAGGGCCAUCCAUGUAAGACCAUCUGUUGCCGUGACGACCUGAGACCGAGGAGGCCACGCCCAGGAGGCUGCUAUGACACUAAGGUGACAGACUUCCAGAUGGCUCACCAACUGGCUGCCGAGGCAAUAAACGGCCCCACGACGCAGGGUGGUCUGCGGCCGUUCUCGUGGCAAUCCUUCAACCUCACAACACAUCAGGGUCUGCCACAGACCUACAAUUUCCCCUUUGUCACCAUGAGACCUGCACUGUACCGUCCCUAAGAACCAGAAAUGUCAUGUUUGCACUGUGUACAGUUUGUCUGAUUAAGGACGGAUAUCUGCAGAAAUAUGAUAUUUAGAAUGAUGUAUUUAUUUGUGUAUAAUCAACUGAAAUUAACAAAUGUAGUAUGUUUGUUACAUUUUGAAUGAUUCCUAUAUUUAUAGAUAUACUGUUUGUGUCACUCCACAGUCAGCUGGUUGCAAUCUGCCAGUUUACCACUAGAUUUCACUAAAUCUUAAACAUUGCACCUUUAAUGAUUCUGUGAAUGGGUAAAUAUAGACAUAAUGGGGACAAUCUGUUCAACUUAAUUUCCUUUCCAGUUUGAGUUUAACAUAAUUAGUGUUAUUACAUUACUUUGUGCCAAAACUGAUUGGCGCCAGUAUAAGGUACAAGGUACUUGUUAAUAAAUGACAUGCUGACCUA
This is a messenger RNA of Solea senegalensis (Senegalese sole), 2310 nucleotides long. It is a transcript of the gene plbd1b, whose product is annotated as phospholipase B domain containing 1b. The transcript is spliced from 11 exons. Gene Ontology annotation, cellular component: extracellular region. Gene Ontology annotation, molecular function: glycerophospholipase activity. Lineage: Eukaryota; Metazoa; Chordata; Actinopteri; Pleuronectiformes; Soleidae. Gene Ontology annotation, biological process: phospholipid catabolic process. The record is from RefSeq and is a predicted model, not a curated record. Bases 264 to 1889 code for a protein of 541 amino acids.